UAACGCAGACUCCUCUGUAUACUUGCCUUUCCAAUACACUUGCAUUAUGGUAGCGAAGCGGACUGGCGGCUUUGAAUAAUAUGCAUUUAGGACCAAUUUCAUUCACUACGUUACCCAGUCCUUCAAAUAGUAUUGUAACUGAUGUUUAUAUUCUUCCAUGUUUAUAUUCUUCCGUUCGUUUUGGAAGGUUUCAAACUCGCUUUUCUUCACACCACUGUGAGUCAAGCCUUGAAUCGCAGCAGGGGAGAAGAGCUGUCAAGAUACUUGAAUCCGUCUGGCUAGCUGGUGAUGCGUAAAGUCACUAUACCCUCGUCCAGAGCAGGGGCAUCCCCAGCUCCAGACUACUGGAUAGAUGGAUCGAAGAAGGAGACCCUGGCUGACUACUAUGAGUUGGAGUCCGAAUUGGGACGCCGUGAUGGUAUUCCCCACUGGCCGAGAGAGAGAAGAGAAGAGAAGAGAGAGAGCGAGACAGAGAGAGAGAGAAGGGGAGCGACGUCGGUGGUGUGCAGAUGUCGACAGAAGGGAACACUGAAGCCGUACGCAGUGAAAACACUAAAGAAAACAGUGGAUAAGAAGAUAGUAAGGACAGAGAUAGGUGUUCUACUUCGACUCUCUCACCCAAACAUUAUCAAACUAAAAGAGAUCUUCGAGACCCCUUCAGAGAUCAGUCUGGUCUUGGAGCUUGUGACUGGAGGAGAGCUAUUUGAAAGGGUUGUGGAGAAGGGCUUCUACACUGAGCGGGAUGCUGCUGAUGCUGUCAUACAAGUAUUAGAAGCUGUUGCAUACCUGCAUGAGAACGGCGUGGUGCACCGGGACCUGAAACCUGAGAACCUCCUAUACGCUACCGCAGCACCAGAUGCUCCCCUCAAAAUAGCUGAUUUUGGUUUGUCGAAGGUCAUCGAUGAUCAGGUCACAAUGAAGACUGUUUGUGGUACACCAGGAUACUGUGCCCCAGAGAUUCUGCGAGGAAGUGCUUAUGGACCUGAGGUUGACGUGUGGUCGGUGGGAGUUAUCACGUAUAUCUUGCUAUGUGGCUUUGAACCGUUCUUCGAUGAAAGAGGAGACCAGUACAUGUUCAAGAGGAUCCUCAACUGUGAAUAUGAGUUUGUCUCCCCCUGGUGGGACAAUGUGUCUUUCAACGCCAAGGACCUGGUGAGAAAGCUAAUUGUCCAGGAUCCAAAUAAACGGCUGACGACCUUGCAAGCGCUGGAACACCCCUGGGUGACUGGGAAGGCAGUUAACUCAGCCCAUAUGGACACUGCUCAGAAGAAACUGCAGGAGUUCAAUGCACGCCGAAAACUCAAGGCUGCAGUAAAGGCCGUGGUGGCUUCGUCACGAUUGGGCAGCGCUGGCAGUCACGGCAAUGCUGACAACAGCAAGAACAGCAACUGCAACAACUCCGCCAAUCAGAAUGAGGCACAAGAGGAGCAGCCACGCAACGACCAAUCACAGUCAAAGAUCCAGGAAGGAUCCUAACUGUGAAUCUCCUCUGUCGUUGUGACCCUGUGCAGGCAUUCUACCCUCCUGUUGGACUGUGAAAUUGCUGAGAGGAGCUAUGUGGUCUCACCUUCUGUACUGGAGAUACUCUGCCUGGCUUUAUUGCAUGUGACUGAUUUAUUAAACGAUGUACAACCAUAUUGACUCGGUACAUUGGAACAACAUGCCUACAAGUAUUUAAAGUACAUGUAAAAUCAGAGUUUACUACUGCACAUUCCCAUUUCAUAACUCACACAAGUAGCUUCAUUGGAUGGUUCAUCUCUUCCAUUAUACCAUGUUAUAACUGCAAAAUGGCCUCCAAGUGUUCCCAGUAUUCAUUUGCCAGUUUGUAAAUGAAUUCAUAACAAUUGGCUGAUUAAGGAUAGUAGGUCAUUAUGUGUUCUGGUAAUCAUCAUGCUGCUUUGGUGGCAGAAUAUAGACUGAAGAAUUGAUCUAGGUUGAUUUUCAGUACUGGUUGAGUAAGUCUACAGUAUCUGGAGAACGGGUUGGACACAUUUUCCAGGCGGUCAUAAAUGUAACCUUUAUUAUAACUUCUAAGGAGAAUGCCUUAUUGUAUCUUAUUAACUGGAUUUUACACUCCCUUUGUAAGAAAUAUUUCAUAUCUUAAGAAAUAGAAACAAUGAAAUAGAAACAUGUUAAAAUCAAUCAAUUGCACAAUAAUUGUAUUCAAAUUGACUUUCAAGGAACAUAAGGUUAUUUCAUAGUGUAGAGUUGUUUUAGCAUAAGAACUUUUCACUCUUGUAUACCAAAAUAUGUUGUGUACAACUGAAAAGGCACCCCAGUUUUUAUUGCCAAAUACACCAUUUGCAGGGAUAUGGAUAAGUAGAUAACAUUUGAUUUGAUUUAGCUAUUCAGUGCCAAAAUUGGUUGAGGCUGCUGCUUUAUUUGAUAAAAAUAUCCCACCUCUGUCAUAUACAAUUGAAGAGGCCGUAAUCUUAGUGCAAAUAUUUAUCUCUCAUUAUAAACUGGGUGGUUCGAGCCCUGAAUGCUGAUUGGCUGACAUCAGUGGUAUAUCAGACCGUAUACCACGGGUAUGACAAAACAUUAUUUUUACUGCUCUAAUUACAUUGGUAACCAGUUUAUAACAGCAAUAAGGAACAUUGGGGGUUUGUGGUAUAUGGCCAAUAUGCCACGGCUAAGGUCUGUAUCCAGGCACCGCGUUGUGUAAGAACAGCCCUCAGACGUGGUAUAUUGGCCAUAUACCACACCUCCUCGUGCCUUAUUGCUUAAUUAACCCAUUAACUGACAUGCCGUGUUAUGGAAUGAUUUUUUAAAUCUACAUAGAAAAAGCUGUAUAUUGAAUUUUAGCAUGCUUUUGCCUUCAGUAUAAAGGAAUGAUGUGGAUAAUAAUGCAUGUAGGAAUGUGGAAUUGAACUGCUGCGGUUGUCUAGAAAUGCACUAUAGUUGGCUGACAUCACAUGACGGACGUAAUCUGGCAUAGCGUCGUCCGGGUUAGGGAGGGUUUGGCCGGUAGGGAUAUCCUUGUCUCAGUAUGUAAAAAUGUAAUAAAAUGUAUGCACUCUACUGUAAGUCGCUCUGGAUAAGAGCGUCUGCUAAAUGACUAAAAUGUAAAUGUAAAUGUUAAACAAUGAAGUAUUAGAGGGCUCUAAGACAUUAACUUGAUAUUCCUUUUAUAUCCUCAAGGAAACAUUAAAUAAUUCAAUGUUGUCUUAAAAUGGUUACCAUUAACAUUGAUUUGGUAAGGACUGCAGGAUUUAAAAAAAAUAAUAAACCAUAUGAAGUUA
Salvelinus fontinalis (brook trout) is the source of this 3242-nucleotide messenger RNA. Its product is annotated as calcium/calmodulin-dependent protein kinase type IV-like. Gene Ontology annotation, molecular function: ATP binding; calcium/calmodulin-dependent protein kinase activity; calmodulin binding. Gene Ontology annotation, biological process: protein phosphorylation. NCBI's taxonomy places the organism in Eukaryota, Metazoa, Chordata, Actinopteri, Salmoniformes, Salmonidae. The transcript has 12 exons. The record is from RefSeq and is a predicted model, not a curated record. The coding region runs from base 289 to 1476 and encodes 395 amino acids.